Brugia malayi is the source of this 645-nucleotide messenger RNA. RefSeq lists its product as uncharacterized. The transcript has 6 exons. Bases 1 to 645 code for a protein of 214 amino acids. Gene Ontology annotation, biological process: exocytosis. The record is from RefSeq and is a predicted model, not a curated record. Lineage: Eukaryota; Metazoa; Nematoda; Chromadorea; Rhabditida; Onchocercidae. Gene Ontology annotation, molecular function: guanyl-nucleotide exchange factor activity. Gene Ontology annotation, cellular component: Golgi to plasma membrane transport vesicle.
AUGGACCAAUUUUUUCAACGAAUUGUUUUAGCUCGUUUAACAUCUCAUAUUUCAAUGAAUGGAAAAUUAUCCAUUCUUAAGGAAUUGAGACACUCAAUCGCUGAGAAGGAAGCGAAGUAUACACGACUGAGUGAGCUUCAGAAUCAUAUAGAUUCUGAAGUGCAGGAGUUGACCGAGAAACUUUUCCAGGAAGCCUACCGAAUGGUCAAUGAUGCUGAAAGUCGUCGAGCCAAGGCUGAGAAACUACUUCUGAAAGUCGAUUACUUCAAAUAUAUGGGAUUUAUUUCUUCCUCUUUUUUUAAAAUGUGGAUGGGAUUAUGGGUUUGUAAUCGUUCUAUAAAUUCUCAGCUAACAGAACAAGUUCUGAAUGCGAUCAAAGCAAAUACUUUAGAACUAGAAGCCAAUUUCUUCGAAUCAUUCUUUGGAAUUUUAUCAUUUCUUUUCCAGAUAGCUGUAGUCUGUGAUUUCUUUAUCUACAUUCGUUAUGUAAACCAAGGAAUUGUUAAGUGUGGCGUGCACGAUUCGUACUGGCACAUUAUAACAUUACGCAAAAAACAUGACACUGGCAAGGCUUGGUCUAAGUUUCAUUCCCAAAAUUGGAGGUUCACAAGCCGGGGCUUUAUAAGUAUGAAACAGAAUGAUUGA